This is a messenger RNA of Stylophora pistillata, 2161 nucleotides long. RefSeq lists its product as uncharacterized. NCBI's taxonomy places the organism in Eukaryota, Metazoa, Cnidaria, Anthozoa, Scleractinia, Pocilloporidae. The record is from RefSeq and is a predicted model, not a curated record.
UAGGCCUUUGAGGUGUAGAAGACAAUGGCUUCGAAUAAAGUUUCAUGCUGUCUUUUCGUCUCUUCCUUUGCCUUGGGAAGUGCUAAAUACUGCUCUGACAGCUCCGAUUGUUCGGUCCUUGAGUCCUGUUGUACAGAUUACGUCUGCAGAGAAAAAUGUCCCCACUGUUCGUCCGACUCCCAAUGUGGAACGAGCGAGCAGUGCUGUAAUAACGAAUGUAUCAGUAGUUGGUCUUCUUGUUUCUGUUCGUUCAACUCCGAAUGCAACAGUGGCGAGCAAUGCUGUAAUAGCGAAUGCAUCAGUAGUUCGUAUUCUUGUUUCUGUUCCUCCGACUACGAAUGUGACAGUGGCGAGCAGUGCUGUAACGGCAUUUGCAUCGAUAGCUGGUCUACAUGUUUCUGUUCGAACGACUUCGAAUGUGACAGUGGAGAGAAAUGCUGUUAUGGAAAAUGCAUCAGCAGUUCGUCUCCUUGUUCAUGUUCUUUCGACUUCCAAUGUGACACUGGAAAGGAAUGCUAUGGGGGAGUGUGUUCUUCGUACUGUGGUUUGAGGGGCGUGUCUAUUGCAGACGUUAUUAUCAAGGCAGUUAUCUUCUUUGCCAUCAUCAUCAUAGGGAUAUAUCUUUUUGUUAUCCGGCGUGAAGUGAGAAUGCAGCCAAUCAAGCCACAAAAGAAGCAAUUAGAGAAGCCCAUCACAAACCAAAGCCAAAUACAUGAGUCACCGGAACUACCAAAGAGGCUACUACAGACACCCACCACUAUUGGGUCGACGGAGCCACUACCAAAGCCGCAAAAGAUUAUCACCACAAGCCAAAGCCGAAAACAUGCGUCACCGGAGCCACCAAAAAGGCCACUACAGAAGCCCACCACAAACCAACUCCAAACACUUGGGUCGAAGGAGUCACCGAAGAGGCCAGUACAGAAGCCCACUACUAGCCAGGGCCAAACACGCGGGUCGACGGAGCCAGCAAUAAAGCCACGAAAAACUAUCACCGCAGGCCAGAGCCAAUCACAUGAGUCGAAGACGAGCGGAUGGCCGAUAACCAGGGAUGAGUUUCUCAUGUGGUUCUGGGACUCUACCAAUGGAAAUCAAUUGAUCUUAGACCUAAACAAGUUUGCUAAUAGUAAGCGCUGGGAUGAUCGCAUUCGCCAAGAGAAAUAUAGACCUUUCAUCUAUGCCAUUGUCCUUAAUGAUGGUUCUUUUCCAUUUCAAGCAAAAGACGAAAAUGUUGAAGACGGAACGGAAAAGCAAUGGAAGUUGUGCAAAGUUGGAUUUACAAAAAAGAGUGUUGAAAGGGGUAUAAACAAUAGGAUGGAGCAACUGAGUGAUAAGAUAAAGAAAACCUACCAGCCGAAGAACUACAAAGAGGCAAUGCCAUAUACACUGUUUGCAGUACCGUUCAGAGCGAUUGACACCAACCCGUAUCAUGACACAAAAAAGAGAAUACGGGAAAAGAUUGGGAAAAGGGUGAAAAAGGAGAAGCCAAGGAAUUAGAUUUGCCUAAUAUUACAGAGUGGGUACUGACGACACAGAAUCACAUUGACCAUAUCAAUAAAUUAAUUGAUGAAUGUGCUGGUGAGGCUGAUUUAGAUAUAUUCGAAAAGAUAGUAGAUGUCCCAAUGCCUCCUGAGGAAGAAAGAAAAGAAUGGUUGAAGCAGCAAGUACAAGCUCCUCCGCCGAUAAACGGCCAGCCUCCUCCAGGUUACACAUGGUCAACUUCCUCCUGGUUUUGAUCAAGCUCCUCCACCUUACCCAAGCAACCUAUCGCAACCAAACCAAUAUACUCCACCUCCAGGACAAGCUCAAGCGGAGCCGAUUCCGGCUGCAUUCAAUGCUGUACAACUGAAGAAGUUCUAACUAAAGUAAACUGUGACGUAACUCAUCCAAACAUAAUACUGUUCCGGUGAAAUGAGUAACCUUCGGUUUUACUUCUUUUUACAAAGACACUGACGCAGUCUAUUAUUAAACAAUGUUGACUGAUCUUCACGCUGUACUUUUACAAAUUCGAUAUUCCAUGUCUCUUCCGUCGUUCAAAAGAUAAAAAAAAGUAGACAGAUUUCUUACAAAAACAUUUUUGUCAGAAAAAGAUGAGUUCGGCCAUUGGCAACAAUAAUGAUAUUCAAGAAUGAAUAUUUUAUACUUAGAAACGUAGUUUCACUUU